This is a messenger RNA of Sus scrofa (pig), 951 nucleotides long. Its product is annotated as olfactory receptor 2G6-like. Gene Ontology annotation, biological process: G protein-coupled receptor signaling pathway. Gene Ontology annotation, cellular component: membrane. The record is from RefSeq and is a predicted model, not a curated record. Lineage: Eukaryota; Metazoa; Chordata; Mammalia; Artiodactyla; Suidae. Gene Ontology annotation, molecular function: G protein-coupled receptor activity; olfactory receptor activity.
AUGGAGGAAAGCAACAACAGCUCUGAAAAGGGAUUUCUUCUUCUUGGAUUUUCUGAUAGGCCCCAGCUAGAGAGCAUCCUUUUUGUUAUAAUUUUGUUCUUCUACAUCCUAAGCCUCUUGGGGAACACUGCCAUCAUUUUGGUGUCUUGCCUUGACCCCAAACUCCACAUGCCCAUGUACUUUUUCCUCAGCAACCUCUCUUGCAUAAACAUCUGCUUCACCAUAAGUGUUGCCCCACAGUUGCUGGUUACCAUGAAUAAGAAAGACAAGCAUGAGAACAUGAGCUAUGGUGGAUGUGUGGCCCAGUUUUAUGUGGCCAUGGGGUUGUCCUCUGGGUGUAUUCUCCUGGCAGUCAUGGCUUAUGAUUGCUAUGCUGCUGUCCACCAGUCUCUGCAAUACACAGCCUUUAUGCAUCCUCAGCUCUGUGUAUCCUUGGCCAGCAUAGCAUGGCUCAGUGGCCUCAUCUCUUCCCUUAUUCUAUGCUCCCUGACUGUGCAGCUUCCCCUUUGUUGUCACCACAAACUGGACCACAUUUUUUGUGAGGUGCCAGUGCUCAUCAAACUUGCCUGUGUGGAUACAACUUUCAAUGAGGUAGAACUCUUUGUGGCCAGUGUAAUCUUUCUAAUUGUUCCUGUGUCACUCAUCUUAGUCUCCUAUGGCUUUAUAACACAAGCUGUGUUGAGUAUAAAAUCAGCUAGAGGGCACCAAAAGGCCUUUGGGACUUGUUCCUCCCAUCUGAUUGUGGUCAUCAUUUUCAAUGGGACCAUCAUUUUCAUGUAUGUUCAGCCAGCUAAAAGUAGCUCCAAAAACCAGGGAAAGUUUUUCUCUCUUUUCUACACCAUAGUCACCCCACUCUUAAACCCCAUUUUCUAUACACUGAGAAACAAAGAUGUGAAAUUAGCCAUGAGGACACUGGUAAUGGGAAAUACUUUGUGUUCAGAAUUGGUAUGA